This is a messenger RNA of Hemiscyllium ocellatum (epaulette shark), 2303 nucleotides long. It is a transcript of the gene chadlb, whose product is annotated as chondroadherin-like b. Lineage: Eukaryota; Metazoa; Chordata; Chondrichthyes; Orectolobiformes; Hemiscylliidae. Gene Ontology annotation, cellular component: extracellular matrix; membrane. The coding region runs from base 1 to 2271 and encodes 756 amino acids. Gene Ontology annotation, biological process: toll-like receptor signaling pathway; immune response. Gene Ontology annotation, molecular function: protein binding; transmembrane signaling receptor activity. The transcript has 5 exons. The record is from RefSeq and is a predicted model, not a curated record.
AUGCCGUCAAAGAUGCUCCCACUACGUUCCAGUCACGGAUUCCUGGGAGCUGUACUCAUCGCUUUCCUGGCUGGCACUGCAGCCUGUCCACUUUACUGCAUCUGUGACAACAUCCAACGCGUGGUGACAUGCAUCAAGAAACAGCUCACGGAGAUCCCUGUCACCAUUCCAGAGGCCACCAAGGAGCUUGAUAUCAAAGGGAACAACAUCAACACCAUAGCAACUGGUGCUUUUCUUCCAAUUCCCUACCUCACCCACUUAAAUUUACAGAAAUGUAAGAUUCACCAUCUUGCAGAAGGUGCCUUCCGGGGACUUGGUCAGCUGAUCUCCCUGAAUUUAGGCUUCAAUAGCAUUGAGUUCAUUUACCAGGAGACCUUUGACGGCCUGAUGUCCCUUCAACAACUCAUCAUUAACCACAACAGGAUUGAGGAGAUCAGGCCCGGUGCUUUUGGCCAGCUGGGCUUCCUAAACCUCUUAAAUCUGGAAGGGAAUUGCCUGGUUUAUUUGCCCCCUUUGGUCUUUCAGGGUCUCCAGCAAAUUAAACACCUUCGCUUGUCAAACAAUAUGCUCAACAAUAUUGCAGAUGAGGCCUUUGCUGGGCUCUGGACACUGAAGAGAUUGAGUCUGGAUGACAAUGAGCUUCAGUACUUGCCAACAGAAGCCUUGUCCAGGCUCAAAAAUGUGGCCAGAGUGGAUCUCGGCCAGAACCCUAUGACCUACCUUGGCGACGAGUCUGUCCAGAUGGCUUCAUUGAAGCACCUGACUUUGGACAAUAUGUUCCUUCAGGAGGUAUCUCACACAGCGUUUAUCCACAGCCCCGGGCUGGUGGUGAUUGACCUUCGUUACAACCAACUGCAAGUCAUGCAACCCCUGGAAGGGCUCGAGGCCUUGAGAACCAUCAACCUGACAGGAAAUCCAAUCCAGUGCAACUGUUUGAUGAGUCCUUUCAGGGAAUGGAUUUCCAACCGCACCAAGCUGAGGGCGGAGGUGUUCUGUGGAGCGCCGGGAGUAUUCCGUGAUGAGCGACUGGAUUCACUGCGGACAAUUGACCUGAAAUGUAUCAGCCGGCCUUCCGACCAUGAAGACGAAGAGGAGCUCAAUCCCCAGAGCGAGCCUGAGAAAAAUAACCAAGACAAGCUCCCGUGCCCAGAACACUGUGACUGCAACCAUGACCUAAAACAUUCCAGCUGCGAGGGCAAGGGUCUCCGCAAGAUCCCGAAGGGCUUCCCCGUAGAUGCCCUUCUUCUCGAUAUGCGCCAUAAUGACUUCCACACAGUGCCCAGAGGCUCAUUCUCAGAUUUGAAAUCCUUGGUUUCACUCCACAUGCAGAACUGUGGAAUUCAUGACCUCCAUGACGGUGCCUUCCGUGGCUUAAAGAUGCUUAUUUACCUCUACCUGUCUGGUAAUGAGAUAUCGAGUCUCCAGCCAACCAUCUUUGAGGGGUUACCAGACCUGACUUAUUUGUACUUAGACUACAACAAGUUAACAUCAGUUCCCAAGGGAGCAUUCAAGCUGCUGCCCAACCUGUUUGCCCUCCAUCUGGAAUACAAUCCCAUUCCCCAACUGACAGAUGACAACUUGGAAGGAGCUGACUUUCUGAGAUGGCUCUACCUGACGGGCAACAACCUCACCUCCAUUUCUCCCACGGCUCUGCAGCCCAUCAGGGGGCUCCAGAAGCUUUUUCUAGAUGAGAAUAAACUGACAGCAGUUCCCACCAUUGCUCUCAUGGGGGCGCCAAAUCUGGAUGAAUUGAAAUUAGCCAACAAUCCAAUUAAACAGAUAGGUGACUCCGCCUUCCUGCCGGUGGCAGGUUCUCUACAACACUUAUGGCUGAAUGAUAUGGGAUUGGAGACGAUCUUUGAUGGAGCCUUUGAUGGAUUGCAUUUAGGGCUAGAAAGCCUUUACCUGGAGAAUAAUAAGCUGAGCAACAUUCCUGAUCUGAAGAAGUUCACAAGCCUUCAUACCAUCAAUCUAUCGAACAAUCCUUGGAACUGUGAUUGCCCACUCCUCCACCUCCGCAGGUGGAUUGAAAAAACCAAUGUAAAGGUCACAGCCGUCUGCAGCCUUCCAGAAAACGUCACAGGGCUGAAUGUGAAAGAUGCCCCUUUUAAACACUGCAAAACUCGCCUUCCCAGGAAGAGGAAAGUCAGUCUGAAAAAGGGCCAAGAAAAAAGAAAACCGAAAAAGGCCAAGCAGCAACACAAAAAACAGAAGAAGAAUAAACUGCAGUACACUGUAGCUGACCCGACAAUGCAACCAGUGACAAACUGACCAGAACAGGGGGUGUUGGGGAUAGUCUGGUG